UUUGCGGCCCGAAGAAGUAAACAUUAUUCCUGAAAACAUCGAACAAGGCAGGCGGUAUGUGGUUUACUGUAUCCCUAACCAGUACGAGCUCGAACAUUCAAUCACUGGUGUUUUCGGCUACACGUAGACAGGUCCGAAGGGUGUCAUAGAAAAUAUUUAUGACAAAAUCCAAGUAAACGAAGACACCGGCGACUUAACGAUCCACGACUUUCAGACUGCCGAUAUCGGUGUGUACAAGUGCACGGCUAAAUACUGGACAAUAACGUCGGGGAUGCAAGUCCAGAAAACAGUUAUCGCGAACUAUGUGUUAGAAGCAUAUGUACAACCUGAGAAUGGCGGGGACUGCCCUACAGGAUACACGCUAAGAGAAAGCCAAUGUUAUCCAUGCCAUCCAGGACAGUUUAAAGGAAUCAUGGAAAUGGCAUGCGUUCCUUGUCCACAAGAUUAUUAUGGUGAUUUGUACGGCUUAACGGAGUGCUUCCGAUGCCCAAGAGGGACGUACACAAACACGGGAGCUUCCACGUUAAAUUCAUGCAAAGGUACGUUUUAGUCACAUCUCAGAUUCUAAAAAAAAGUUUAAAUUUGAUACGAGAUGAUGCGUG
Limulus polyphemus (Atlantic horseshoe crab) is the source of this 602-nucleotide messenger RNA. RefSeq names its product signal peptide, CUB and EGF-like domain-containing protein 1. The coding region runs from base 272 to 550 and encodes 92 amino acids. The transcript is spliced from 3 exons. Lineage: Eukaryota; Metazoa; Arthropoda; Merostomata; Xiphosura; Limulidae. The record is from RefSeq and is a predicted model, not a curated record.